AUGGCUGCAAUGCCCAGCGAACCAGACAACACCGACUAUGUGGCAUCGCUGGCGAGCCCAACGCUCUGCACGCCGUCAACGGGCAGGCCUGGCUUUCAGAGUCAUGGGAAGACGUUAUCAAUGGCGUCAGAGCCCGCCUUCCACACCAGGUCGAAUCGCUUCUCGUUACAGUUCCCCGUCCAGCCCACCGCUCCAUUCCAUCCUGUGCGAGCAGCGUCGCCAACCCGAGAAUGCGUCAACGGCACACCAGACAUUGACGACCCCACUGCUGGACCCUCAGACGGAAACUUCCUCCAUCUCGUCGCAGCGCAAGAGCGUCGAGUGCUCGAGCUCAAGGAAGAGCUGCAACGAGCUGAAGCAGACCUCACCAGACUGAAAAGAGAGUGGGCGAAGCAUGAAGCGAACAAGAAACGAGGCGAUGCCAAACGUUUGACACGGCCUCAGACACUGCAGACCUCACCGACAUUGACCUCCGACCGAGAUGAUGAAGAUGGCUCAAGUGCAUGGCUACAGCAAGAGAUGGAACGUCGCAAGGCUCUGCUUUCGGCUAGUAAGCCCAGCAGUCGGACAGUAUUCCCCGGCCAGCGACAUACACGGGCACUGUCUCUCCUAUCACCAGCAAGAGAGUCGGUCAGGCAUAGUGCAAGCCACUCAAUACCGAUGAUGCAGCCUCCGCCGCGACCACCUCGAAAGGACAGUCUCAAGAAUCCAACGAGGCAGAGCAUGGACCUCGUAAGACCGAGCGCAAGAGAACACACUGUACCGCCAAAUGGGGCGGAUACUGAGAGCCAAGACAAGCUUGCAGCUCAGUCGGUGAUCGACCAAGAGAUGCUUCUUCGAGCAGGGAAGAAGGUCGCAACAGACUUCAAGGACGGACUUUGGACAUUUUGGGAAGAUCUUCGGCAAGCCACAGUCGGAGAGGAGUCUGGACCAAUACAACCACCGAUCUCAAGGCGAGGUUCUGCACAAACGCUCAAGGCAGCGCGGAAGCAGGGCAGCAUUGGAAGUCUACAAGGCUCAUCGCGCAGCUCGUCGACUUUGGGCAUAGGACCAGAUCGUGGAGAUGCUGCGAGACCGCCGGCUCCGAGGAAGAAGUCCGCGCCUCUUCCAGAUCUCGCAGACCCGUCUUUCUGGAGCGAUCAUGGCACCACGAUUGAACCGAAGGAGCAGGCAUCGACAAAGAAGCAAGCAGUCUCGCGACAACACAAGCGAUCGGCGGACUCGACCAAGCGGCUGUCCGGUGCGUCAAAUGAUGGCUGGGAUACUUGGGAUAGUCCGGAGCAGUCUGGGUCAUCUUCCAGCGUUGCUUCAGAAGCCAUGACGUUAUCAUCCACGGUGUCAGGCAGCGGAAGUCCGCGAACAUCAGGGAGCAUCUCAAAUCGAGAGUCAAGAGAUCUGUCUGGGAAGAAAGAGGCACUGCCAUGGCCGGCACUGAAGAAGUCGGGAAUUGGCUCCCUACGACGGACCGCAAGCCAUCUUUUGUCAGAAUGGGAGAAGAGCCUGACUCCAAGUCCAGGUGAAGAGUUCACAGGUCAGGAAGACUAUCUAGGCGCUGGCGCUUCCGCUGCAGCUGCUGAGGCGAUUGCAUAUGGUGCCAAGAGUAGUAAGAAGGAUUGA
Molecule: messenger RNA, 1617 nt
Organism: Fulvia fulva
Lineage: Eukaryota; Fungi; Ascomycota; Dothideomycetes; Mycosphaerellales; Mycosphaerellaceae
Exons: 1
Coding region: 1-1617 (538 amino acids)
Source: RefSeq, a predicted model, not a curated record